AUGACCGUUGACGAGCUCAAUGCACUGCCAACACCCGAGUCCAACAGCGAAAACAAGGCGCCAGCGCGAAAAGCGCGUGGAACAGUUGCGCAGGCUAAGAAGGCGGCUCUGGCGACCAAGGCGACUGCUAAGGGCAGACCGGCGACGCGUCGAGUGAGUGGCAGUAGUGUGGUAUUCAUGAAGAAGACGGGGGCAGGGGUGAAGAAAGCGUCGGCAAAAGGUCGCAAAGCGCUGAUUGAGUGUACGGAAAAGAAUGCUAGCGAUACGGAGGAAGUAGAGGAGUUUGAGGAGGAAGAGGUGGCAGCGCCGGCUAAGCCAGCUAAGAGGGGCAGGCCAGCGAAGAAGGCGCAGGAGGAGGAGGAACCAGUUGAAGAGGCUGCACCAGCGCCAGCGAAAAGGGGACGCAAAGCAGCUGUGAAAGAGCCAGCAACGAAGAGGGAAACAAAGGCGAAGACGACCGCAAAGUCGAAACGCGCGCCAGAACCCGAGCCCGAGCCCGAACAGAUGACGAUACCAGAGACACAGCCAGAGCCAGACGCAGACCCAAUGGAUAUCUCAGAGACGAUAGAAGUGGACGAGAUACCUGAAAGCAUGCCCCCACCACCGCCAUCGCGACCCUCAGCACGUCGAGCCCAAGCAAAACCAAACAGCAGGGCACGACGAGCCUCGGCCGGUGUGAGACGAACAGGAAGCGUCUCAGACUCUGAGCGAGAUCCCGUCAUGCGACGAAAAGUAGGCGAUCUAACAAGAAAACUGGAUGCCAUGACAUCCAAAUACGAAACCCUAAGGGAAGCAGCAUCAUCAGGCAAAGAGACAAACUUUGAGCAGCUCAAAAAACGAACCGAUCAAAUCGCAAAAGACCAAGACGCCAUCAUAACUGCCCUGAAAGCCCAAAUCACAACCCUCCAAUCCCACACCUCGACCCUCCCAACCCUCAAACAAGAACUCCUCUCCGCCUCCAAAGAAUCCCUACGCCUCGCCACCGAAAACAAGAAGCUCACCGAUGCCCUCGCAACCGCACAUUCGGAGAAUAAAAUCCUCUCCAAUAAACUCUCCGCCGCACGCUCUUCCUCGCAGCAACAAGACUCUGGUAAAACUGUGCCUGGUAGCGCUAUGAAACCGAGGACAACGGGCGUCGUGCUACCGGGUACCGCGGAGGCAGCACGCGAGGCGGCGCUGGCGAAACAUAAAGUUGAUCUUUACAGCGAUUUGACGAAUCUGGUGGUGCUGGGUAUGCGGAAGAAUGAGGAGGACGCUGAUGUUUAUGAUUGUAUACAGACUGGGCGUAAUGGCACCCUACACUUCCACCUCACCGUCGCCAACCCCUCCCCCUUCACCUCUUCCUACGAAGACACGGAAUUCGUAUACCAGCCCCUGCUCAACGAACAGCGCGAUAGAGAGUUACUAGACCUAUUGCCUGAUUAUCUGACAGAGGAGAUUUGUUUCCCGAGGGGUCAGGCGGCGAAGUUUUAUUGCAAGGUUAUGGAUAGUAUGAGUAAGAAGGUGGAGAUUGUGGAGGAUGAGGAUAUGGAUGUGGACGGUGGGGAGGGGACGGAGGUGGACGGUGUGACGGAGGGGAGCGAGGUUGUGGGGUAG
Molecule: messenger RNA, 1596 nt
Organism: Pyrenophora tritici-repentis Pt-1C-BFP
Lineage: Eukaryota; Fungi; Ascomycota; Dothideomycetes; Pleosporales; Pleosporaceae
Source: RefSeq, a predicted model, not a curated record